CGAUUACGAACUUCAAUCACCCAUAAAGGCCGACUAGCGUCUCUCCUAGAACUAUCGUCUGCUUCAUUGCUCCCUCCCACUUCUUUACCGCCCUUCUAUGUUCAUGGACGAACGCCGCCUACCACUGCGACUGGUUGACCGUUACCUUUCGACCCAUACGCCUGCUUCUUGGGCUCCAUUCGUCUCUCAUGAAGAUGUAGCGCGUCAACGAGACCGUAGGGAUUUUGCGUACCAAUUGCUCGUUCCGCGCCUUAAUCAGAUUCCGAUGGAAAUGAACGGGGACAAUGUGCGGUGGCUUUUUGACGACUUGGAGCGGAUAUUUAUCACUGCCCCCUACAUUGCUAUCGAGUCGACUGCUGACGCCGCCGCCGUCUAUUUCUUCUUUUCAAAAUUGCGCCAUCCCUCGCUCAAUCCUACGUCGGAUUAUAUCAAAAGAACAUAUAGGGUGUUGAUAUUAUCGCACUUGGAGGACAUAGACUCGUCGGAUCUGGAGCAUAUGGUCUUCCCACCCGAACCUCUCCCUUUCUCAGAAAUCCAGAUCAUCGAUGUAGUUCUCUCUGAUGCUAUCAGUAGACCUGGCAGAAACGACCCGUCUACUCUGACAGACGAAGAUUUUAGGCGUCAUAACGGCUAUCCUUGCGAUUCCAGAUCGUUGCACAUACGGCACAUCGGAGAGUUGAACUUGUACGAAUGGAGGCACAUCCUUGGACGGUUCCCUCGUACCUCGAUUCAUGAUAGCUGUAUCUAUCAUUCAAAAGCCCUCGUCGACCAGUUCACUUGGGUAGAUAACAUACGCAGCAUCAGCCUUUCCGAAUGCGCCGUCGGACAAGAGGUUUUUCAGGCUCUGUUCAAUCGCUGCGUGAAUCUGGAGGAACUAUUACUGGACAUGGUAUCAGUAUCUCAAAGUCUGGAAGAAGAUGCACCCAUCCUGGAGGUAUUAUAUCCCAACGAAAGCAAGCUACUCGUCUUCAGUGCGGUUUAUAUGAAUGAAAUCGAUAUGCAGAUUGUGCUAGAAUGCCUCGCCAAUACGAGUGUGUCGAACCUCACACCGUUUAAAGUUGACAGCUUGCGCAUCGAGUUGCUUGGAGAAAAUCCGCAGAUUGGGAUCCAGAACGUGGUAUGCAAGUAUGUCGCCAAUAACGAACGUAUGAGGACUUUGACGGUAGGGAUCAAAGAACUGAAAAUAUUACUUGUCGCCGACAAGACUGGCAUCGAGAGCUUGUGUCUGAUGAAUCUCAUGGUCGAAAUCUGGUCGACGAGAGACGAUGAUGCACCUUUCAGUGUGCAGUUGAUGCAUGUGGUAGAAUUCCUCGACGAUGAUGGAUGGAUGCCCUUUUUACCUCAUCUGAAAGUCGUGAGGAUCGGGAUUCGAGGAGAAGACCCUCUCGCUUCUGUGGACAGCUUGUCGCGAUUGUCUUGGGAAUCCCUUGACCUACUUCUGGGAGAGAGGAGGAACCCGAUCUGGAUGGGCGUUGAUUUGUGUGGGGGGGAGUGUGUGGAUCCUGAUUCUUUGGCUGAGGAAAUUAGAUGCUGCAUUGGGGAGCGAGCACAUGUUCGUAUUGGCGAUGGGGAGUAUUCUUGA
Molecule: messenger RNA, 1582 nt
Organism: Guyanagaster necrorhizus
Lineage: Eukaryota; Fungi; Basidiomycota; Agaricomycetes; Agaricales; Physalacriaceae
Exons: 2
Coding region: 98-1582 (494 amino acids)
Source: RefSeq, a predicted model, not a curated record